This is a messenger RNA of Peronospora belbahrii, 1257 nucleotides long. Lineage: Eukaryota; Oomycota; Peronosporomycetes; Peronosporales; Peronosporaceae. The record is from the annotation of a GenBank genome assembly.
AUGUUGCGAAGUUAUCCAGCACUGUUGAUCUUUAGUAUCUCGUCGUUAUUGUCGUCAUCUCUGGCUUCUUCUAUGAUUUCACUGCUGAUUCAUACAGCUUCAAUUAGUCUUGUAGCUCGACGGCUUACGGACGUUGCUCCAGACACAAGCAAUUUGAACCCAAGCUCCGAUGUUUCGACAGCGAUUCACUAUGUAGCAAUCUUUUUCCUCCUUGUCAUGUCGGCCAUCUCUUCAGGUCUUACUCUCGGUCUCUUGUCCUUAGAUAAAGUGAGUUUAGAUGUGAUUGUCCGUGCAGGAAAUCGGUUAGGAGCUACCGAGGAGGAAGUCAUAAAGGCCAAGGCAGCGCAACGCAUUUUACCCGUUCGUGCUGAUAGUAAUUUACUACUUACAACGCUCGUGCUCACAACGGUUGCUGUCAAUAGUUUGUUGUCAAUUCUAAUUGCGGAUAUGACUAGUGCUCUCGUGAGCUUCUUUGCUUCGACAAUUCUAAUCCUUAUAUUUGGAGAAAUUGUGCCUCAAUCGCUCUUUGGAGAAGAUGUGGGCACGGUAUUUACCAAACGAGAGUUGCAACAACUUGUGGAUAUUCAUGUAAGACAAAAGGUUAUGCACCCUGAUGAGGGACAUAUCGUACGCGGUGCAAUGAGCUACAAGAACAAGGUCGUCAGUGACAUUAUGAUCCCAGUCGACAAACUCUUUUCACUUCCGAUAUCCUUUUUUCCACACGUGCUCAAGCUGAUCUACAAUCAAGGAUAUAGCCGCAUUCCCGUGUGGAAUAAGGAUCUGAACGACGUGGUUGGAAUUAUCUUUACCAAGGACUUGAUAUACGUGGACCCGAACCAAGAAGUGCCACUGAUGGCAUUUGCGCGUGUUUUUGCUGUCGCAGCGCAUCGUAUCUGGCUCGACGCAAAACUGGGUGAGGUGCUGAGCGUCUUCAAAAUGGGCAGCACCCACAUGGCACUUGUUUAUGAUGUCAAUAACACGGGACCGAGUGAUCCGUUCUACGAACUCAAGGGUUUAGUAACGCUUGAGGACAUUGUAGAGGAGAUUUUGCAGUCCAAGAUCACAAACGAGACCAACUUGCGCGUGGCCAGGCAGGAACGCCAAAGCUGCACGGACCAAAUCGGGUCUUGUAGCGGAGCAUACAUGUUUUCCGACGAAGAUCCACUACUCUCUGAGAGCAAGACGUCUUUUGGUACAUCUCUCGAGCUUCAGAACCAAGUACAAAAAGCGCAAAGCAGGCUACUUCUCACGCAAUGA